This is a messenger RNA of Pogoniulus pusillus (Red-fronted tinkerbird), 1097 nucleotides long. It is a transcript of the gene CALHM5, whose product is annotated as calcium homeostasis modulator family member 5. NCBI's taxonomy places the organism in Eukaryota, Metazoa, Chordata, Aves, Piciformes, Lybiidae. The transcript has 2 exons. The record is from RefSeq and is a predicted model, not a curated record. Gene Ontology annotation, cellular component: plasma membrane. The coding region runs from base 96 to 1025 and encodes 309 amino acids. Gene Ontology annotation, molecular function: monoatomic cation channel activity.
CUCUGGAGAGCUCUCCCCUGCCGCACCGCUACAGGCUGCUCCCACCCAAGAGAAGAGCGGUGAUUUUUUUUUUACCUCCUUAGUGAGUAUCAACCAUGGAUGGUUUCCAAACAAUCCUGAAAUUCUUUAUGAACCAGAAAACUGCCAUAGGUUACAGUUUCAUGGCGCUGCUGACCAUGGGAGGUGAACGUGUGUUUUCUCUUGUUGCUUUCAGAUGUCCCUGCAGCAAUGAAAACUUCAGGUAUGGUUUGGUAUUCCUCUUCUCCCCGGCUUUUGUCUUGCUGGUUAUUGGAUAUUUCAUGAACAGCAAAACCUGGAAACUCUUCACAGGCUGCUGGGUGAAUCCCAGGAAAAUAUUCCCCAGGGGGAAUAUCUGCCACUUCUUCUAUGUCUUUGGACAGAUCACUUUAAACGCCCUGGUAGCCCCAGUGAUGUGGCUUUCGGUGGCGCUGCUCAACGGGACUUUUUACGAGUGUGCCAUGAGCGGCUUGAAAAACCCUGCCUACUUACAUGCAGUUUGCAACAGCAAAUCUGCACAGUGCUUGCAAGAACUGCACAAGGUGGCCUGUGACAAGAGCUCCAUGCCAGCUUCAGAGAGCGACGAGCUGAAGCGAACUCUUCAAGCACAGUCCCAGAUCUUAGGCUGGUGUGUGAUAGUUACCACAGCUCUCCUCUCCCUGCUAACCACAUGCUGUGCCAGCUGCCAGUCGAAAGUCAGCCACCUCCAGUUGAUGUUCUGGAGGGUGUAUGCCCAGAAGGAGAAGGAACAACUGGAGCAGAUUUUCCAGCUGUAUGCCACCAAGCUGAGCGAGCGCAACCUGAAGUGCUUCUUUGAGAACAAGGAGCCAGAAAUUAUUCCUCUGCCAGAUUUUCAGGCAUGGGAAGAUGCUUCCCAGCUCCAUUCCUUCAGCAGCAGCAAGCAGCAUUAUAGCACAAUUCACAGGCUAGUUGAAGAAGGCCAGAAAGAAAUCAGUGAGGAGAGAGAGACAAUGCUGGACUUUGUAGACAGAAGGGACAUACCCUAGGCCAAAUAUAUUUUCAGGGUUUUUACACCCUGCUAACACAGAAUACUUCUAGCUGGGUCCAUCUCUGUAUCU